Messenger RNA from Eubalaena glacialis (North Atlantic right whale), 3746 nucleotides. RefSeq names its product OTU deubiquitinase 4 (gene OTUD4). Bases 106 to 3429 code for a protein of 1107 amino acids. NCBI's taxonomy places the organism in Eukaryota, Metazoa, Chordata, Mammalia, Artiodactyla, Balaenidae. The transcript has 21 exons. Gene Ontology annotation, biological process: protein deubiquitination; negative regulation of toll-like receptor signaling pathway; negative regulation of interleukin-1-mediated signaling pathway. Gene Ontology annotation, molecular function: K63-linked deubiquitinase activity; cysteine-type deubiquitinase activity. The record is from RefSeq and is a predicted model, not a curated record.
CGAGCCCGAGCCGCCGCCCGUCCCAGGCCCGGGCGUCGAGGAGCCGGCGGCGCGGCCAUGUGGGGCUAGCCCGCGCCGCGCCGGGCCUGCAGCGCGACCGGCAACAUGGAGGCGGCCGUCGGCGCCCCAGACGGCGGCGACCAGGGCGGCGCGGCGCCCCGGGAGGACGCGACGCCCAUGGACGCCUAUCUGCGGAAACUGGGCUUGUAUCGGAAACUGGUAGCCAAGGACGGGUCGUGCCUGUUCCGGGCCGUGGCGGAGCAGGUGCUGCACUCUCAGUCUCGCCAUGUUGAAGUCAGAAUGGCCUGUAUUCAUUAUCUUCGAGAGAACCGAGAGAAAUUUGAAGCGUUUAUAGAAGGGUCAUUUGAAGAAUAUUUAAAACGUUUGGAAAACCCACAGGAAUGGGUUGGACAAGUGGAAAUAAGUGCCCUUUCUCUUAUGUACAGGAAAGAUUUUAUAAUUUACCGGGAACCAAAUGUUUCUCCUUCACAAGUAACUGAAAAUAAUUUUCCUGAAAAGGUAUUACUGUGUUUUUCAAAUGGAAAUCAUUAUGAUAUUGUCUAUCCCAUAAAGUAUAAAGAGAGCUCUGCUGUGUGUCAGUCUCUGCUUUAUGAAUUGUUGUAUGAGAAGGUAUUUAAAACUGAUGUUAGUAAAAUCUUGAUGGGACUAGACACCUCUGAAGUAGCUGAGGAAAACAACAGUGAAAUAUCAGAUUCAGAGGAUGACAGUUGCAAGAGUAAAACUACCACUGUUAAUGAUGUGAAUGGAUUUAAAUCUUUGUCAAGUGAUCAGCACCCGAAAAGCAAUGGGAACUCUCCUAGCCUUCCUUUGUCUAGAAAGGUUCUUAAGUCACUCAGUCCAGCAGUCUAUAGAAAUGUGGAAUAUGAAAUUUGGCUGAAGUCUAAACAAGCUCAACAAAAACAUGAUUAUUCCAUUGCUGCUGGCUUACAGUAUGAAGUUGGAGACAAAUGCCAAGUUAGGUUGGAUCACAAUGGAAAAUUUUCUAAUGCAGACUUUCAAGGGGUUCACUCUGAGAACGGGCCAGUUUUGGUCGAAGAACUUGGAAAGAAACUCUCCCCGAAGAACCUCAGACCGCCUUCCUCAGAAAGCUGGAACACGGUGGCAGGGAAGAAGAUGAAAAAACCUCCUUCCGGACAGAAUUUCCAUUGUGACGCGGACUACAGAGGGCCCAAGGCCCCGGCGAAGCCAGGCAAAGCCCCGCCCGCGCUGCCACCUCGCCUGCAGCACCCUCCGGGGCUGAGGCAGCGCGCGCCCCCCGGCCACUCUGCAGCGCCGCAGUCUCAGAAGCCCUCCGGUGAGCACAGAAGUCUGAGCAGGACACCCACGCAGGCCACGAGGAAACCUGAUCGUGAGAGAGCUGAGGAUUUCGAUGCCACGACUCGAGAAUCUAACUAUUUCGGCCUCUCUCCAGAAGAGCGCAGAGAGAAGCAAGCUAUAGAAGAAUCUCGUUUACUCUAUGAGAUUCAGAACAGGGAUGAACAGGCUUUCCCAGCCCUUUCCAGCUCAUCAGUCAGCCAGUCAGCUUCUCAGGGUAGCAACCCCGGCGUCCAGAGAAAAUCAUCACAUGGAAGCGAUAGAAAAGGAAGCAGGCGGAGAAUGGACACCGAAGAAAGAAAAGAUAAAGACUCUGUCCAUGGACAUAUUCCCUUGGAUAAAAAGCCCGAGCCAGGCACACUGGAGAAUAUUAGCAAUGAUAAAUGUUCAAGAAUUACAUCACCGUCAAAGAAAUUAGAGUGCCCACCUCCUACAGAACAAAAGCCAGCAGAACAUGUGUGUCUGUCCAAUCCAGCUCCCCUUCUAGUGUCUCCAGAGGUACAUCUAACUCCUGCCGUGCCUUCUUUACCAGCCACUGUGCCAGCCUGGCCAAGUGAACCUACAACUUUUGGACCAACAGGUGUCCCUGCUCAAAUUCCUGUCUUGUCAGUGACACAGACUCUGACCACUGGACCUGAUUCUGUUGUGUCCCAAGCUCAUUUAACACCCUCUCCAGUUCCUGUGUCAAUACAGGCCGUUAACCAGCCCUUGAUGCCUUUGCCUCAGACACUGAGCCUUUACCAAGACCCACUCUAUCCUGGGUUUCCUUGUAACGAAAAGGGAGAUCGAGCCAUUGCACCACCUUAUUCACUGUGUCACACUGGGGAGGACCUGCCUAAAGAUAAGAACAUUCUUCGAUUCUUCUUCAAUCUUGGUGUAAAGGCGUAUAGUUGCCCUAUGUGGGCCCCACAUUCUUACCUGUACCCUCUGCACCAGGCCUACCUGGCGGCCUGCAGGAUGUACCCAAAGGUCCCUGUCCCUAUGUGUCCUCAAAACCCUUGGUUCCAAGAAGGCCCUUCUGCCCCGAAUGAAAGUGACUGUACCUGUCCGGACGCUCACUUCCCCGUGCAGCCUGAGGCCAGCGUUAACGGUCAGAUGCCACAGGCAGAGACUGGACCGCCGACGUUCUCUUCAGCCCUGGUUAUCCCUCCGUCUCAGGUGUCUGAAAGUCACGGACAGUUGUCUUAUCAGGCCGACCUGGAAUCUGAAAACUCUGGGCAGCUUCUUCACGCUGAAUAUGAAGAGUCGCUGAGCGGCAAGAACAUGUUCCCGCAGCCAUCUUUUGGGCCGAACCCAUUCUUAGGCCCGGUUCCCAUCGCACCUCCUUUCUUUCCUCACGUUUGGUAUGGGUACCCUUUUCAGGGAUUCAUAGAAAAUCCAGUAAUGAGGCAGAAUAUUGUUCUGCCCUCUGAUGAGAAAGGAGAAUUGGAUCUGCCCCUGGAAAAUCUGGAUCUUUCUAAAGAAUGUGCUUCGGUUUCAGCAGCAGACGAGUUUCCCGAGGCUGGAGGUGAAGACACCCAUCCUCUCCCUGAAGCCAGUGUGAGCGAGCACGAAGGCCAGGCGGAGCAGUCAUCCCAGACACCUAAGGCAGAUCUGGCACUGGCUCCCAUCCCUCCUGUAGCAGAGGGAAAGGCUCAUCUUCCCGCUCAGAUUCUAAACAGAGAGAGAGAAACUGUGCCUGUUGAACUUGAGCCUAAAAGGACCAUUCCGAGUCUGAAAGAAAAACCAGAAAAAGUGAAAGAUCCUAAGGCUGCUGCCGACGCGGUCAGUGGGGCCAGCUCUGUGGACAGCAGGGUGCCGAGACCAAAAGAAGAGAGCUCAGAGGAUGAAAGCGAGGUGUCUGACAUCCUGAGAAGUGGUCGAUCCAAGCAGUUCUAUAAUCAGACUUACGGAGGCAGGAAGUACAAAAGUGAUUGGGGCUAUUCCGGUAGGGGGGGCUACCCUCAUGUGAGAGGGGAGGAGUCCUGGAAAGGGCAGCCAAGCAGGAGCCGAGAUGAAGGUUAUCAGUACCAUCGGAAUGCCAGAGGACGGCCCUACAGGGGGGAUAGGAGGAGGUCAGGGGUGGGAGAUGGCCAUCGGGGACAGCACACUUGAUGGUGUUGCGGCAUUUUAGAGCAGAAGCCCUUUCUUAGGUGGAAUGUUUCUGAAGUCUUUAAAAAAAUACAUUAAAAUAAAAACCCAAAUUGGAACUCUCUCCUCCCCUCCCCCUUUACCCUCACUCUCAUUCUGGACAAGAGAUUUUGGAUAUGCGUUUAAGGGGGCAGGUGAAUUCCUGGUGUUGCCAUUUUUCUUCAUUCAAAAUCUGUCUAUUUAUCGGGUGACUGCCCCCAUAAAAAGUUAAGAAAUAAGUUUGUUAAAGUAUUUUUUAUAAACAGCUUAAUAUAAAACAUUAUAGAUUUAGUGUUUGAUUU